AUGUCAUUUGAAGUCGGGGCACGGGUUGAGACCGCUGCCACCGGCAAAGGAACUGUAGCAUUCUGCGGCACGACGAAAUUCGCGGAAGGUGAAUGGGUUGGCAUUAUUCUCGAUGAAGCGAAAGGAAAGAACAAUGGGAGUGUGCAAGGCGUCGCGUAUUUCGAAUGCGAGCCGAACUUUGGGCUUUUUGUCAGGCCCAAUCAGUUGAAACUUGAAGGAGCCGCCGCUCCAAAAAAAUCUACGGGAAUCCGGCCGCCAUCAUCAGCAAUGAGCCGGUCUGGAAGCGCAAAACCGUCACCAGGGGCAAGUCCAGGAAUUUCGCCAGCCGUUUCCACUGAUCAACUAGCAUCAAGGCAAACUGGAAUGGGAGCUCGAACCAAAUCGAAAUUGGCUGAUCCCAGCGAGUCGCGAAUGGUCCGUGAGUCUUCCAAUUUGUCCGUGUCGUCUGUCGCUUCUACUCGUACUGGUGUGGCAAAGCCUAGGCAGUCCAUUGCUCCGGAAGCGAAUCGAAGAACAUCAAUGGCUCCUCCGCGAAAAUCGUCGGCAGCCGUUUCGACGACAGCAAUGAAAGCUCCAGCUCCACCGAAGGCAGAAGCUGAUCCAGUAGCUCCGCAACAAGCAAUGACGGCAUCUGGAACCGAGUUGCCUACGGAAAGUGUGCUCUCAAAGGCGAAAAAAAUCGAUGACACCGGCGCCACUCCGAUGUCCCCAAUUGCUACAACAGCGGCAGCAGCUGCUGUCCAUCCACCUCAAACAGCGGCCACGGCAGAUCAUUCGACGGAACUCGAGUACUUGAGACUUCAAGUUAAAGAGCUCACCGAUAAGCUGGAGAAUACUCGAGCGAAGCGGCAAGAAGAUCACGCGAAACUUCUAGAAUAUGAGCGGAUUUCAAUUGAAUACAGAACCCUUCAAGAAGUCAAAGGUCGCUUAAAUGAUAAAGUCGUUGAUUUGGAGCGGCAACUUCUCGAGGAGCGAAAAGCCUGUGAAGACUUGAAAGCGUUCCACGAGAAUAACAAGGACGCCUAUUUGGAGCAGAAGGACAUGAUCGAAAUGGCGGUUAUCGAGAAGGAGCUCGCUGAGGAGAAGGCCGACUUCCUUCAGCAAGAAGUCACCUCGCUGACGGAGAAAAUGGAAGAAAUGCAAGCUGAAUUGGAGAUUUUGAAGGAAGAAAUGGCGUCGUCUGGAGGUGGAGUCCCAGUUGGCAACAGUGUCCAAAUGAAGCAAAUUCAGCAGCAGAAUGAGAAGCUCAGAGAUGCAUUGAUCAAACUGAGGGAUUUGAACGGACAAGCGACAUUGGAUAAGCAGAAGGCGCAAGAGGAAGCGGAGAAGUUGAGGAAUGAGAAUGUUGAGCUCGUGAGAGUCGCUGAGGUUCUCAAACGGCAGGCGGAGCUCGCCGAAUCGAAAAUAGCCGGAUUCCAAGAGCAGAUUGACGCCGCCAUGGGCGCUGAGGAAAUGGUCACGCAGUUGACAAAUAAGAAUUUCGAUUUGGAGGAGAAAAUUGCAAAGCUUGAAGAAGUCAUUGAGGAUUUGGAAGAGGCUCGCGAUUUGGAUGAGCAACUUGCCGAAGUUCAGAAGCAGCAGGAGAAGGAUCUGAUGAAGGAGAUUGAAGAUUUGAAGAUCACGAUUCAUGAGCUGAACGGACGGAUACGCGAUGAGCAGAAGCACUCGGUGGAGCUCUCGCAGACGAUUCUCAAGUUUAGAGAGCGAAUCGCCGCGCUGAACGCGCAAGUGCAGGAUCACAAGGAUUUGAUUUUGAACCUUGAGGAGGAGCUUCACGGUUAUAAACGCGAAGACUAUGAUCAAGCGUCGAUGUUGAGCCAACUUCAAAUCACGGCCCAUAAGAAUUUCGCGGAAGCUGUUGAGCGUCAACUUCUCGCCAUUGAGCUCGAGUUCACUCGCCGACAAGCUGGAUAUCUGAAAGCGUUCCUUCCCGACAAUUUCGCCAAAAUUGGUGGCGACAACGAGUCGGUGAAUAUGGUGGUGAUGUUUCCACGAUUAUCAUCAAAGGCGAAAUUGUUCGCCAAAUUGGCGAUGGAUUGUUACCCUCAAGUGUCCGGCGGAAUGCGAAGAGAGCAUGUGACGAAAUCGCAUAAAGCCGAACAAUGGGCGCAUGUGUUCCGUGUGGAUUACAUCGCGAAAUCGUUGAUCGCCGUUUUGGGACAAUUUGAAAGCGCUGUCAAUGAAACCACUGUCGAGGUGCUAAUGAAGCUCACAUCCAUGUAUGGUGAGAUGUCGACGCACGAGAGAGCUGUCGAUCAAUAUUUGGAAUUGUUAAAAAUUGCGCGAUUCGACGAGAACACGUCGCUGGAGAAUUUCGAGAAACCCGUGCUUUAUUUCCAGAAUGUCUUCUCGGUUCAUAUUGGUGGCGACGAUUUUAAUACGUCUCAAUGGGUCUCGAAUAUAUGCGCGGCGCUUUUGGCGGGAUUCGCGUAUUGCAAAGUGAAUGUGCAGCGGAUUGGCUACUUUUUGCAGGAAAGUGUGACCGGUGGAGAAGUUGUGACGCUUUUGAAAUCGAUGGGCGAUGAGAUUGCGGCGUGCGAGGCGGUUAUUGUGAAGGCGUCGAAGUUGAUUCCCAACGAUCCGAAGAAGGUGUUGAAGAUUGACAACGAGUUCACCGAGGAGUUGCUCAAUUCGGUUGCUCAAUUGGAUCGAAUCUCGUCGGUGCUUCGUGAGACGGGAAGCACGGGAGCGAUGCAGAUUGGCGGAAUUUCAGAAUCCGAGGGAUUCGAUGAGAAGAGGGUCAAGGAAAUGAUUCAUGGUGUCGUUGUGAAGCAUAAUGGUUGGAUUGCCGUUGAGAAUGCGUUUGAGCCGAUUCGCAAAAAUAUGAACUCGCUGAGAGACAGCUUGGAGAAGGUGCACAGCGCGCUGGAAACCGGCAGAAUGGAGAAGGCGGCGCCCGAGAAGAAGAACUUCCCGCCGCUUCUUGAUCGUGCUCAUCAUCGGAAGCAAGCGGCGUCGGAGGCGGAAGGUCUCCGUUGGCAAAUGGAGAAGAAGGAUAAUGAGAUGCUUGAGCUCAGGAAGCAGAUUAAAGCGCGUAUUGAGGAUGUUUCCAAUUACAAGCUUCGUCUGGAAAUGGUCGAGUCUCGAAUUCAUUCGACCGAUAAGGCAGAGAAUGAUAAGGUGAAGCAUCUUGAGGAGAAGCUUAAUCAAUUGGUUGCUGAUCAGAAGAGGCAACAGAUCGAGUAUGAUGAAACUAUGGAUGCGCUGAGAUUGGAGAUGAAGGAGAUUGAGAAGGAGAAUAUGGAGCUUAAGCAAAGAGCAAGCAAAAUCAGCAAGGAGGCGCUUUACAAUAGCAUUCAAUCAAUGGAAUCGAGGCCGCUUACGAAUCAUUCAUUGAAUGAGGACAACUCGGCGACGAGAGGAGAAGUGGUCUUUCUUGAGCAUCGCCUCAAUAAGCAGACUGAUGCUCGGAAGCGGGCUGAGCUUGAGGUUAUGAAGCUCAGGUCGGAACUUGCACAAACUGGACUGAAACGAUUUGGACCGGUGCCGGGCUUGAUUUCGGGUCCGAUAUCGUUGGAGGCUCAAUCGCGACUCGAUCACCUUCUCAAAUUGUUCGAUAAGCUUCAUGACGAAUGGUUGAGAUUGAAGAGGGAGGAGAACAAACACUUGGUGUAUGUGCCAUCGAAUCCGAAAGUGUCGACGGCGAAGAUGAUGGAAGAAAUGGAAGCGUUCAAUCGGAAUCGCGACGACUUCUAUGAUCGCCUGAACUCGGUGAAUCGGCAAAUGUCGCGAGUGUGGUUCGACGCGUUUGGCGAACAAUAUCCGCUGUCGAUGCCGGUCAAGACGUCGUGCAAAGACGAAUCGCCGGAGAGGCUCGCGCAAGUUGUUGCGAAUCUGGUGCAACAAGAAGAUCCGAUAUGCUAUUCGAUUUGCUUUGUGCCAAUAUUGACAACGAAUCGCGAGGCGUUGAUGGAGAGGAAGAGCGGCGAAAAUUUCAUCGAGACUCGAAACAUCUUGAUUGGCGCACUGGUCGUCGCACUAAUCAUUUUAAUGAUUGUCCUCGUCACGAUCAUCACAAUAACGAAGCACAAGGAGACGAGGGAGAUGGACGCCGAAACACCGCCGAAAACGCCGCCGGUGAAAAAGUCGACGGGUGGUGGUGGUGGCGGCGCGCCUCUCGUUGGCGACGAGGAGACGGCGAAAUCGUUCGAGCCGAGAAUGCGCGUUCGAGCCGCGCAAUUCAAUCCACAAAUUCGCGCCAAACAUCGCAAAUUCAUAAUUAAUCGAAGGAAACGCGAGAUUGAGGACGCGAGAUCGGACAAAUUCCAUAAAAGGGGAGCGAUUUUCAUUCCGCGCGAGAUCAAUGAUGAUGAUAUUGCCAAAAAAUGCGAGGAUCCGGAUAAUAUCAUUCUAGAAAAGGUGUUCUAUGAUGAGCGCAACAAUGAGCAAUUCGAUAUUGGCUCGGAAAUUGAUGAAGUUGAAUUGGCUCCUAGUACGGUAGUCACAUUGACGGAAGAUGCUAGAAGCAAAAUGAAGUCGGAGAGCCUGCCGAAGUCGGUUAUGAAGCAAAAGACCACUAAAACACAGGAAAUUGAAUCUGAAAGGAAAGGCUCCAAAUAA
Caenorhabditis bovis is the source of this 4560-nucleotide messenger RNA. The record is from the annotation of a GenBank genome assembly. Lineage: Eukaryota; Metazoa; Nematoda; Chromadorea; Rhabditida; Rhabditidae.